AUGGAGUCAUCGAUUAAUUCCCCGACAUCUUUCUCAUCAACAACAAUUAAUUAUCCAGCAUGGUGUGUUGAAGAUGUCCCAGUAAAUCAGGAUGAAUUGAAAGAAAUAUUCCAGGAUCUUCAAAAUAAGUUUGGAUUUCAAGUAAGUUCUAUGGAGAAUAUGUACCAUCAUAUGAUGAAUCAAUUAGAUUCGAGAACAAGUAGAACAACCCCAAGUUCCGCUUUAAAUUCAUUACACAUGUCUUAUAUUGGUGGUGAUAAUGCCAAUUUUAAAAAGUGGUUUUUAUCAACAAAAAUUGAUAUUGAUGAUAAUAUUGGGUUUAAUGAAUUGAAAUUAAAUGUUGGUUCUUCCAAUAGAAGAAAUAAAAAAUUUGCCAAAAAGAGAAAUUCAAAACUACAGAAAAUUGAAAAAGUAGAUGAAAAACUCUAUAAUUUUAAUUUAAAUCUCAAUUUUAAUAAUUAUAAUAAUGCCAUUUCAAAUAGUUCAAGUAAUAAUGAUUCAAAUUUUUAUUUUCUAUUGAAACAUUUUGGAUUUUAUAAAAAUAAAAAUAAAAAUAAAAAUGCAAGGGAUAAUUUUAAUAAAUCAAUGAAUUACGUUUGGAGAUUUAAAAUGUCUAAUUUAACCCCCUAUUUAAUGGCAAGGCAAAUUGCUUUGUAUUUGUUAAUAUGGGGGGAAGCAAAUAACUUGAGAUUUACACCAGAAUUACUUUGUUUUCUUUUCAAAUGUGCAUGGGAUUAUGAUGUUGCCACUUCAGCAAAUAAUGAAAAUUAUAAUAAUGGAGAUAUAACUAGUCAAAAUAGAGGUUUACCUUAUGAAAUUAAGACAGAAUACACUUUUCUAAAUGAUAUUAUAAGUCCAAUAUAUAAUUUCCUUAGAGGUCAAUUAUACAAUUUAGACAAAGACAAAAAUUUAACAAUUUCAAAAGAGAUUGAUCAUAAACAUAUUAUUGGUUAUGAUGACAUUAAUCAAUUAUUUUGGUAUCCAGAAGGUAUUGAAAGAAUUGUUUUAAAGGAGAAAGAUGAAAAUAAUCAAGUUCAGAGAUUAAUCGAUAAACCAUUAAAUCAAAGAUAUUUAUAUUUAAAAGAUGUAAAUUGGUCAAAAGUGUUCUAUAAAACAUAUAAAGAGAAAAGAACUUGGUUACAUUCAAUUACAAAUUUUAAUAGAUUUUGGAUCAUUCAUUUGACUUCCUUUUGGUAUUUUACAAGUUUAAAUUCCCCCAUUAUUUACACAAAAAAUUAUUAUCAAUUACUUGAUAAUCCUCCUUUACCUCAAGUUAAAUAUACAAUUAUUUCAAUCGGUGGAACUAUUGCAUGUUUAAUUCAAAUAUUUGCAACAAUAUUUGAAUGGGGGUUUAUACCAAGACAAUGGCCAGGUGCUCAACAUUUAAAAUAUAGAAUGUUUUGGUUAGUCAUUUGUUUCUUAAUAAAUUUCUUACCAACGCUUUACAUUUUGCUUCGAUUUGGCUUAUCAAUUUAUUCUCAUCAUGCCUAUUAUAUAUCCAUAAUACAACUAAUUUUUUCCAUACUUAUUUCAAUUUUUUUUGCAAUUAGACCUUUGGGAGGAUUAUUCUCAUCGUAUUUAAAUAAAGAUUUCAAAAAGAGACGAUAUAAUUCUUCAUUGGUUUUUACCUCAUCUUUCCCAAAGUUGAAAGGAAGAAGCAAAUUUUUUUCGUAUAGUUUAUGGUUUUUAAUAUUUGUGGCUAAAUUUAUUGAAUCAUACUUCUUCUUAACGUUAUCCCUAAGAGAUCCAAUUAGAGUUCUUUAUAUUUUAGAUAUGUCAAGAUGUAAUGGUGAUCGUUUAAUUGGAAAUUUUUUGUGUCAAUUCCAACCAAUUAUUACUCUAGCAUUAAUGUUAUUAACAGAUUUAGCUUUAUUCUUUUUGGAUACUUAUCUGUGGUAUAUUAUUUGUAAUAGUUUAUUUUCUAUUUUAUUAUCUUUUUCCCUAGGGACAUCUAUUCUAACGCCAUGGAAAAAUAUUUUUUCAAGAUUACCUCAAAGAAUUCAAUCAAAAUUAUUAUCUGAAGAUGAUAUGAAUUAUAAAUUAGGUUCAAAAACUUUAGUUUCUCAUAUUUGGAAUGCAAUUAUUGUCUCGAUGUAUAGGGAGCAUCUAUUAUCCAUUGAAAGUACGAAACCUUUAUUGUUUUUACAAAGGCCAACUGCUCCAAAUUCGUAUAAGAAGUCUAUCGAUUCCCCUAAAUUUUUUAUUGAGCAUGAUGACUCAACUUUUAAAACAAAUUUUUUUGCAACAACAUCAGAAGCAGAAAGAAGAAUUUCAUUUUUUGCACAAUCAUUAUCAACACCAAUAAUUCAGCCUUCUACAGUUGAAACUAUGCCCACUUUCACCGUAUUAAUACCUCAUUAUUCAGAAAAGAUUUUAUUUUCUUUAAAUGAAAUUAUAAAAGAAGAGUCAGUUAAUGCAAAGAUUACUAUUUUAGAAUAUUUGAGAGAAUUGUAUAAAAAUGAUUGGAAAAAUUUUAUUGCUGAUACGAAGUUGAUAUAUACCAAAGAAGAUUCUUCAAUUGAUGAAAAUUUUGGUAUAAUGAGUAGUUCAUUACCUAAUAAUUCAAAUGAUAUGAUUAGAGAUAAUUCUAUAAAAGGUUUAGAUGUUACUUCAAAUGAAAAUGUUAUUAAUGGUAACAUUAAUCUUCAGUUUGGUAGAGGUAUUAAUAAUAGAAGGGAUAGGAAAGUAACAAGGAAAGUAAUUCGUUUAAAUUCAAAUAAAACAGUAACUCAAUCUAUUACAGAAACCAAUGUAGAAACAAAAAGUUCAGUUAAUGAAUCGUUUAUUUCUAAUUUUAAGAGAAGUAAGGACCAAAGUACUUCGCAAUUAGCCACCGAGAUUGAUUCAAGCUAUAAUGACGAAGCCAAAAUGGUAGAUGAGCUGAUACAGAAGAAAAUUGAUCACUUACCAUAUGAAGUUUAUGGGUUUAAAACAUCAGAAGAUUUUUAUACUUUAAGAACCAGGGUUUGGGCGUCAUUGAGAACUCAGACUUUAUAUCGUACAGUAACAGGUUUUAUGAAUUAUUCUAAAGCAUUGAAAAUAUUAUACAGUAUUGAAAAUAGUUCAAUAUUUGAAACAUAUCACAAUGAUCCAGAAGGUUUGGACACAAUUUUGGAUAAUAUCAUUAAUAGAAAAUUUAAGAUGUUAAUUGCCAUGCAAAGAUACACAAAAUUUAACCCAAAUGAAAUUGAAGCUAUUGAAAUAUUAUUAAGAGGCUAUCCAUACAUAAAUAUAUCCUAUCUAGCCGAAGAAAAAGAUGAAGAAACAAAUGAAACAUAUUAUUACUCUUGUUUAACGGAUGGAUUUCAAGAAGUAGAUUUAGAAACUAAUUUAAGAAAGCCCAUUUAUAAAAUAAGACUAUCAGGAAAUCCAAUUUUAGGUGAUGGGAAAUCUGACAAUCAAAAUCAUUCCAUUAUAUUUUAUCGUGGAGAAUAUAUUCAAGUUGUGGAUGCAAACCAAGAUAAUUAUUUGGAAGAAUGUUUUAAGAUCAGAUCAAUUCUAAAUGAAUUUGAAGAAUCAUCUAUCGAUAGAGCUUUAGAUUAUAUUAUACCUGAAGAAGGUGCAGAACUUGAGGAAGUUAAACUUCCUCCUCCCGUAGCAAUUGUAGGUGCAAGAGAGUAUAUAUUUUCGGAAAAUAUAGGUGUUUUGGGAGAUAUUGCAGCAGGGAAAGAGCAAACAUUCGGUACACUUUUUGCAAGAACACUAGCAGAAAUUGGGGGCAAAUUACAUUAUGGUCAUCCUGAUUUUAUAAAUGCAAUUUUUAUGACAACUAGAGGGGGAUUAUCAAAAGCCCAAAAAUCAUUGCACUUAAAUGAAGAUAUUUACGCAGGUAUGAAUGCCAUUUGUCGUGGUGGUAGAAUCAAACAUAGUGAUUAUUAUCAAUGUGGUAAAGGUAGAGAUUUAGGGUUUAGCUCAAUUCUGAAUUUUACUACUAAGAUUGGGGCUGGAAUGGGAGAACAACUAUUAUCUAGAGAAUAUUAUUAUUUGGGUACUCAAUUACCAAUUGAUCGAUUUUUAUCCUUUUUUUAUGCACAUCCAGGGUUUCAUUUAAACAACGUUUUCAUAUCAUUGGCAGUUCAAUUAUUUUUCCUUUUCCUAAUUAAUUUAGGAUCAUUAAACUAUGAAACCAUCACUUGUAAUUAUGAUAAAAAUUAUCCUAUCACUUCAUUAGAAAAACCAAUUGGUUGUUAUAAUAUACAGCCAGCAUUGAACUGGGUUUCCAUUUUUGUUUUGUCUAUAUUUAUUGUAUUCUUUAUUGCAUUUGCGCCGUUAUUAAUUUUAGAAUUGUUAGAGAAAGGUAUUUGGAAAGCAACAACCAGAUUUAUGCAUCAUUUAUUUUCCAUGGCUCCAUUAUUUGAAGUAUUUGUAUGCCAAGUUUAUUCAAACUCAUUAUUAGGUAAUUUAACAUUUGGUGGGGCAAAAUAUAUAUCAACGGGAAGAGGAUUUGCGAUACAAAGAGUUAGUUUUCCUAUCUUAUAUUCGAGAUUUGUCACUGUAUCAAUAUAUUCAGGAAUUCAAGUGUUCAUCAUGCUAAUAUUUGCAACAAUAACAAUGUGGCAGCCAGCCUUACUGUGGUUUUGGAUUACAGUGGUUUCGAUGUGUUUCGCCCCAUUUAUUUUUAAUCCACAUCAAUUUUCUUUCCCUGAAUUCUUCUUGGAUUAUAGAAGGUUUUUAAUUUGGUUGUUUUCAGGUAAUAAUAAGUAUAAACGGGAAUCAUGGGCAACAUAUGUUAAACAUAAUAGAGCAAAAUAUACAGGUUAUAAAAAAAUUAGCAUUGGUGAUAGUUCUGAAAAAGAUAUUGGAAAUGUUAAGAAGCCUAAGUUCAAAAACAUAUUUUUUAUGGAAAUUUUUGCACCAUUUUUUAUCUUCAUGUUUAAUUUUACCUCUUAUACUUUUAUCAACGCACAAACUGGUGUUCAAGAUGCAGAAUUAACUCACUCGAUAAUUCGAUUAUUAAUUGUCACAUUCAUUCCAAUUGUAUUUAAUUUAGUAAUCAACAUCUGUUUUAUUCCAAUUUCAUUAUUUAUUAUACUGCCAUUCAGUCUAUGUAUAAAAGGUAGUAACGAUAUUACAGCUUUUGUACCUCAUAUUUUAUCUGUUAUAAUAUACUUAGUUGAUUUCGAAAUUAUGUGGUAUUUACAAGAGUGGAACUUUGCAAGGACCUUAAUAUUGUUGAUAACGUCAAUCAAUUUACAAAUCUUCUUAUUUAAAACGUUCACUAUACUAUUCAUAACAAGGGAAUAUAAAACCAAUAAAACCAAUAUGGUAUGGUGGUCUGGCAAAUGGAAAAACACAGAAAGAGGAUUGUCGAUAAGGAUAAUACCAAUUCGUGAGUUCUUCAUUAAACUAAUGGAAUCAAGUUAUUUUGCAGCAGAUUUCUACCUUGGCCAUUUAUUAUUAUAUUUGCAAACACCUUUAAUAUUUGUUGCAUUCAUUGACUAUUGGCACUCAAUGACAUUAUAUUGGUUGAAGCCUAUGAAUAUAUUUGCUCCGAAGAAAGUAUUUUUUAAGAAGGAAAAAUCACGUAGAAGAAGACGAAUAAUUGGUUACUUUUUGUUAUAUUUUUUUAUUCUUGGCAUUUUUAUUACCUUAUUAAUGAUACCAUUAUUUAUCAACAAGGUUAUACCUAAACAAGAAAAUAUAUUAUACCGUACGAUGUUUGCUAGUUUGAUGCAGCCCAGUAAGACAGAUAAUAAUGACACAGGGGUUAACGCGCCAUUGACCAUAUUAACUACUACUCCAGUGACUCCUACAUAUAAAACCGUUGCAUAA
Henningerozyma blattae CBS 6284 is the source of this 5772-nucleotide messenger RNA. RefSeq names its product putative 1,3-beta-D-glucan synthase (gene FKS3). Lineage: Eukaryota; Fungi; Ascomycota; Saccharomycetes; Saccharomycetales; Saccharomycetaceae. Gene Ontology annotation, molecular function: 1,3-beta-D-glucan synthase activity. The transcript has a single exon. Gene Ontology annotation, cellular component: plasma membrane; 1,3-beta-D-glucan synthase complex. The coding region runs from base 1 to 5772 and encodes 1923 amino acids. The record is from RefSeq and is a predicted model, not a curated record. Gene Ontology annotation, biological process: (1->3)-beta-D-glucan biosynthetic process; fungal-type cell wall polysaccharide biosynthetic process.